Messenger RNA from Hevea brasiliensis (rubber tree), 1995 nucleotides. Its product is annotated as large ribosomal RNA subunit accumulation protein YCED homolog 1, chloroplastic-like. The coding region runs from base 841 to 1818 and encodes 325 amino acids. The transcript is spliced from 2 exons. Lineage: Eukaryota; Viridiplantae; Streptophyta; Magnoliopsida; Malpighiales; Euphorbiaceae. The record is from RefSeq and is a predicted model, not a curated record.
UAAGGCUUCUUCUUCGGUGUAACUCUUUAAAUAAUGUCUCUUUUCUUAUUGUUAUCAUGACUAGUAGAUUCCCCUUUGUGAUUUUGGUAUUGAAUUUGGUCUAUGGGAACUGGGGAUUGAAUUGGGUUUUUGAUUGGCUUGAUUGGGUUUUCACUAUUGUUCUUACUUUUCUGCGUUGUUGGAACUCUUGAUAGGUGUAUGUCAUUAUAGAAAAUUUUUGAGGAAGCGAGCUGGUUGUGCGUGUGUGAACUUAGAAGAUAAAAAUCAAACUCAAAAUAGUGAGGCUUCAGGGUUUUAGCCCAGAAGAAUGAACUUCCACUAUGAGUUUUAUGUUUUUGAAAUUUACAUAGGUUGCUUAUGAACUCGAGUUUGAUUUCUAAUGAGCAGUGAAGUAUAUUUAGAAGCAAAAUAGUGAUCGGCAUUAUUGUUGUGUGUUAUUCCCUCUCAAAUGCCAAUACAAAUUAUACAACGUCUUUAAGUUUUCCUGGCAGACAAAAAGAUCUUUCAGUAAUAUGUUUAGUAGAUUGUGUAGAAAAGUAUUUUGUUUUUAUCUCAUUACUUUUGGUUUACAUAGCUAUGUUUUUGCAGGUUUUAGUUGGCAAGACUUGUAUAAUAUUGAAGUUGCAUUGCUGUUGUACUUGAGCAUUUUUUCUCAUAUACCCGAAGAUUCUAUUCCUUUGCAAUAUUCUCAAAAGAACUUAAUCAAAUUAGUAUUUUCUACCAUUACUUGAAAAGGCCUCUAGCACCAUUGAGUUUGCAAGGCAGACGGGACAGGUGGGAAAUAGACUAUUCUUUGACGUAGCUGAUACAAAACCUCUUAGGUGAUUUAAGGAAACAAAGAUGUCUUUUGUGCUCUUGACAUCCUCAAUAGCUCCAACCUCAGUUGUUAACCGAUACAAAGUACACAAUUUGGUACGUCAGAAAAAUUAUUCUUCAAAUUCCAGCUUUUCCAUUGUUCACUACAAAUGUUCAUGGGCUAGUAUGGUGGGCAUAUGUAAAAUCUUUAGAAACAAUUCACUCAGUAUUCAAAACUUUGCUGCAAGAGAUUCCAUGGGCCCUGACAAUCAGAAGUUCACUGAUGUAUCUUUUGAUUGGGAAGAUCAAGAGCAAGAAGACCCUGAAGAUGUGGGGUCACCAUGGGAUGGUGCAGUUAUUUACAGGAGAAACCCUUCAAUCUCGCAUAUAGAAUACUGUACAACCUUGGAGAGGUUGGGAUUAGAAAAUCUUUCAACUGAUAUUUCAAAAUCAAGGGCUUCAGUUUUGGGAUUACGUGUCACAAAAGCCGUGAAGGAUUAUCCACUUGGAAUUCCUGUUCAGAUCUCCGUUGAUGUGACCAAGAAGAAGCAAAAGUUGAGGCUUGAUGGGAUCAUUAAGACUGUUAUCACUUUAGGUAGCAACCGGUGUGGUGAACCAACUGCCAAGAGCAUAUAUUCCAACUUCUCUAUAUUACUGACCGAGGAACCCAUUGAAGAACCAGAGAUUAUCAAUAUGGGAGUGAUCUUUGGUAAAGACAAAUUUAAGUCUUCUAUGGCAAGCAGCAUGGAAGAAGAGGAUGAUGAUGAUGCUUCAAUUGAUUGGGAUGACAGGUUGUACUUUCCUCCUGAAGAAAAGGAAAUCGAUAUUUCAAAGCACAUAAGAGACCUAGUACAUGUAGAAAUUAGCAUAAAUGCAAUAUGUGACCCAAGUUGCAAAGGUCUGUGCCUCAAUUGUGGUACAAAUUUGAACACUAGUAGUUGUAGCUGUAGCAAAGAGAGGAUUAAAGAGAAAGGUUAUGGCCCUCUUAAAGAUUUACGAAAACAAAUGCAGUCAAAAGGUUAGCUUAGUUGCAUCUCAUGUCUAGCUAUACAUGCCUUUUUCUGCCCAAUGCCAUCAUUUCAUUUUACUUCCUUACAAGUGGGGAGCAGUGUUUUUUUUUAUUUUUGGAAUAUUCCAGACAAUAAUGUAUAAUGUACCAUUAUAAGCAAGGCCCUUGACUACCAAAUCUUUCUUUCUCAA